Molecule: messenger RNA, 4686 nt
Organism: Musa acuminata subsp. malaccensis (wild Malaysian banana)
Lineage: Eukaryota; Viridiplantae; Streptophyta; Magnoliopsida; Zingiberales; Musaceae
Product: protein SHORT ROOT IN SALT MEDIUM 1
Biological process (GO): regulation of DNA-templated transcription
Cellular component (GO): nucleus
Molecular function (GO): calcium ion binding
Source: RefSeq, a predicted model, not a curated record
CGCUCCAUCGCCGAACCCGCCCUUCCUAAUCUUCACCGCCGCUUUCCGUCUCUUGAGACGGUUGAUUGGUUCCUCGUCGUGCCGCUCUCUUCCACGAGGAUUGUUUUGCUGCGAGAGGAAGGAAGAUGUAUCCUUCCAAGGGGAAUAAUCCGUAUGGGCAGCAGCCUUACGGUUCCUCACAGGCAUAUGGGCACAUUCCCGGUAGUGGUUAUACUGGGAACCCUGUUGGUGGUUCAGAUACAGAUAUGAACUCGUAUAGAACCUAUUCUUCACAAGCACCUCAAUAUGGAGGACCAUAUGCUUCUGUCUAUGGUUCAUCUGGUUUAAGCAAUGUUCAACAGGUUGGUGGAGUGAGUGGUAAAGAAGCAGUUCCAUCCACAUUGCAAGGUCGAUCUGCUUACCCAUCUGUGCUGGUAGAAUCAUCCAAGUUUUCUUCUGCAAAUCUUGGUUCUAGCAUGGGAAUCACAACUGAUGACUAUGUUUCUGCUACUAAUCGUGCGUACUCCCAGAAAGGAGACCAGUUUUCAGCAAUAAAAAAUCCUGAUUAUGCUCUAACAGAUAGGAGGCACUAUGGUGAACAUCAGGGUGCUUUUGUUGGUAGGGAAUUGCAGAGUGAUUCUGCGAGAAGAUACCUUGAUUCUGUCUCCCUCGGCAGCCGUCAUCAGGCUGAGUUGCAUGAUCAGAUGGACCAGGCAUCACUCUUUCGACAACAGCAAAUGCUGAAAGCACAAUCACUGCAAUCUGGUUCAGACAUGAGACAAGAUGAAUACUUUGCAGCAAGGACUGUGCCUAGUCAUCAUGGUUCACAAGAAAUUAGCUCAUAUGGUGCAAGGACGGAUGCUGAUCCACGUGGAUUAAGUGUUUAUGGUGCUACUUCUUACGGUGGACAAGUUGCAGCUUCCAUUUUAGGGGGAGCUCCGAGGAGAAAUGUUGAUGACCUCAUGUAUGUUCAGGGGUCAUCAAAUGCUGCUUAUGGGGUGGGUUUGCCUCCUGGUCGGGAUUACGCUGCAGGAAAGGGUAUUCUUGGUCCACCACACGAGUCUAACUAUCAAGCGAAUGUCUUGUCUCGUACCCAUCCAACCCUUGGAGUCUCCAUGGUGGAUGAAAGAAAUGAUGAUCGAAAUGCCUACCGCCGAGAGCUUGAGAUAAGAGAGGAAGAACGCCGUAGAGAACUGAUGCGGGAGAGAGAGAAAGAACGAGAAAGGGACAGGGAACGUGAAAGGGAACGCGAAAGGGAACGUGAAAGGGAACGCGAAAGGGAACGCCUUCGGGAACGGCGGGACAAGGAGAGAGAACGAGACCGCAAGCAUGGACCUGACUCAAGGCGAGAACGGACACCUCCAAGAACUACUAGAGAUCGUCGAGGCUCUUCUUUGAUAAAGGACGAGAAGGCUGUACGUCGAGUCACACCGCGUCGGGUCUCGCCACAUCGAGAGGCUGUGCAUAGGCAUCGUUCACCUGUUAAAGAAAAAAAGAGAGAAUACAUCUGCAAGGUUUAUCCUUUCUGCUUGGUGGACGUUGAAAGGGAUUACUUGUCUUUGAGCAAGAGAUAUCCUAGGCUCGCUAUAGCUCCAGAUUUCUCAAAGGCAAUUGUGAACUGGCCGAGAGAAACCUUGAAUCUUUCACUUUAUACUCCUGUCAGCUUUGAGCAUGAUUUCUUAGAUGUAGAAGAUAAAAGUGAAGAAAAAGGGUCAGUUUUAUUGGAUGAACCACUGAAGCCCAAGGGUGUGAAAACUCUUUGGAACACAAAGGUUAUUUUGAUGAGUGGAAUUAGUUGUGAAGCUCUGAACGAGUUGUGCUUGGAGAAAGACACUGAUGAGAGGAUUGUUCACUUCAACAACAUCCUUAAAUUUGCAGUUCUGAAGAAGGAUCGUUCUUUUCUGGCAAUUGGAGGCCCAUCACAUGUGACUUUAGAUGGGGAUCCUCAAGUUAAUGAUUCUUCUUUAAUUCAGACAGCUAUUAGACAUGUCAAGCAUGCAACUCAACUCGACCUACAUAAAUGCCUUCAUUGGAAUCGUUUUCUUGAGAUGCACUAUAAUAGAGUUGGCAAAGAUGGACUCUUCAGCCAUAAGGAAGUCACUGUAUUAUUUGUACCAAACUUAUCAGAAUGCCUUCCAUCAUUGGAUCUAUGGCAAAGCCAGUGGUUGGCGCACAAGAAGGAGACAACAGAGAGGGAACGACAACUGGCUUUGAAGCAGGAGAAGAAAUCUGGAGAAAAGAAGGAAGCUGAUAAAGGGGAUAAUAGUCAUGGUAAAACUGUAAAUGAUAGUCCUGACAAAAGUCUGAAGGGUGAAGACUACUUGGUUAAAGAUGAUAUGGGUGACAUUAAGACCAAUUAUCAGACUAAGGAUGAAGUUGAUGGUUCCAAAAAGGUUGUGGCUGAAGACGAAGGAAAAGGGCCUAUCUUAGAUGACAAACAGACAGAACAUAAGGAUGAUGCACUUGUGGUUGGAGAAAGCAAAACCAAUGAAAAGUUGCUUAAUGAUGAGGGUUCUCUUGAGUUGGGGACUGAGAUAAAAAAAACUACCAAAAAGAAAAUUGUUAAGAAGGUGGUUAAAGGAAAGACUGUUGCUAAGAAGGUAAUUGCGACAACUGUGCAGGACACAUGUGCUAAGCAAGAUGAGAAAAUGGAUAUGUCAGAUGAUAAAACAGAAUAUAAAGAUGGAAAUGCUAGCCAAGAAGGUGAGAAUUUAGGUGAUCCACUGAAUCCUAAAACUUCUGCGGAAAAGAAAAUUGUCACAAAAGUAGCCGUCAGCACGUCUCCCCAAAAGGAAGAGACAACUUAUUCUUCUGAAUUUCAAACUGAUAUGAAGCUUGAUGAUGAGUCAGUUCCUAAAGAAGAAGCCAAGAAAGAGCAGGGCGGAGACGCCAUUGUGCAGGAUUCUGAGAUCAAGACAACUGGAAAAAAGAAGGUCAUUAGAAGAGUGAUUAAACGAAAGGUUCCUGCAACAAAAGUGAAGGAUGCAAAUUCAAGUAAAGAUGCUGAAGAAACCAAAGUAAAAGAAGUAAAGGACCAUUCUGAAAAGAAGGAAUUGGAUGUGGCUGAGGGUAUUUUUUCUGAAAAUAAGAUAAUGGAGGAAUCUAAUGCACCUUCUGUUGAGAAGGUAGACUUGAAUGAAAAAACAGUGACAAAUGAGAAGCUAGAUAAAAAGGAGACUUGCACAGUUGAUAGCCAUUCCACUGUAGAGAAAGGAGGCUCAAAGUGCAGCAAUGAUUCUGAGGACACAAUGCAAAAGGAAUCUAAGGAAGGUGGUGAAGAUGGCAAGAAAGAGAGGAAAAAAGAUGAAAAAGAGAAAAGUAAAGGUGCUAAGCAUGAGCCUAACCCAAAGUCUCAUAAAGAAAAGGAAAAAGGGGGCUCCAGAGAACAUCCUAUGCAUCCUGGAUUGAUUCUUCAAACCCAUCGGGUCAAGGGAUCUAAACUUCGCUCGAUGUCCCUCUCAUUGGGUGGUCUUUUGGAUUAUAAUGACAAAGACACUGAAGAAUGUACAUUUGAGCUUUCGUUGUUUGCUGAGUCGUUUAAUGAAAUGCUUCAGUUUGAGAUGGGCUGCCGCCUCUUGUCCUUUCUUGAGAAAUUGCGUGAAAGAUAUGUUGUCAAAAGAAAUAAUCGGAAAAGACAAAGGGAUGAUAAAUCUGAGAAGGGUACUGUAAAGGAAAAAUCGCCUGUGAAACGUCCGAAAACCAGUGAUGCUUCCCAAGUUAGUAAAUCUACGAGACCUGAAAAGGAGGAUACAUCUAGCAAGAUUAGUGAUGAAGACAUGAGUGUGAUUAGUGAAUCUGUGAAAUUAGAAAAGGAAGGUGGAUCUGACAGAACUAAUGAUGAACAUAAGGGCGGAGAUGAUACUGCAGCUGGUUUGGGUGAAAUUAAAAUGGAAGAGAAGACAGUGGAUGACGAUAUGGUGGAUGAUGAUGAAGAUCCAGAGGAAAUUAUAGAAGAGGAAGCAGAUGAUGAUGCUGGUUCAAACAGAGUUGGGGAGGAUGCGAAGGCAGAUACAACAGAGGCUGAGCCAGAAAUAGCUAUGUCAAAAGAUGAUGAAUCCAAGCCUACGAGUGAGAGUGGUACUGAUAAAGUUGCGAUGGUCAAUGAAAAGUCUGACAAGGAGGAAGAUAAGCAGAUUGCCGAAGAGAAGAAAGAUUCUACAAAAGACGAGAAAGAUUCAGUAGAGGAUGAAAACAAAGAUUCUUCAAAAGAUGUGAAUGAAGUCCAUGUAAAAGAUGCAGUUGUGGAUAAGCAGCUGUUGCAGGCUUUCAGGUUUUUUGACCAAAACAGAGUGGGUUAUAUCAAGGUUCAAGAUUUAAGGUGUAUUCUUCACAACUUGGGUAAAUUCUUAUCACACAGAGAUGUCAAGGAAUUGGCUCAAAGUGCUCUGUUGGAAAGCAAUUCAGCAAGAGAUGAUCGCAUCUUUUACAAGAAGCUUGUUAGGCUGACAUUUGCAGAUCGCUGAAACAGGAACCAACUCAUCAUGAGAACUGAGACAUCAUAACACAUUAAAGUUGCUUUUGAGAUAUGUUGGUUUGUAGUUUCAGUUGUGCUGGGAAUCUUGCUCUGAAUUAUAUGGUUCUGCAAAUUGAUUUCUUCCAGUGAUUGUUUUAAAAUCUUGUUAGACAGUUGGAAGUUUUGAUUACCUCAUAAUGUUAUGAUUAUAAUUGAAUUGGAUUCUUGUAUACGGUGGUGAUGAUUUCCAAACA